Messenger RNA from Symbiodinium sp. CCMP2592, 2070 nucleotides. The record is from the annotation of a GenBank genome assembly. NCBI's taxonomy places the organism in Eukaryota, Dinophyceae, Suessiales, Symbiodiniaceae.
AUGGCGGACGUGCCAGACGGCAGUGCGCCAGAAGUGGUGGAGGAGCACGCCAAGGAAACCCUUCGUAGCAGGCUAUGGCGCUCCUUCGGUCGAGCAAUCCGCAGCAAGGAAAUGAAGGAGGCGUGUGCCUUUUACGACGCCGUCCGCAGGGAUGCUCGUCGAUGUGAUCCAAAGACUGUUGUGGAUGUUUGUGGAGGACAUGGUGGUCUCGGGAUGCUGUUCGUCGCUCACGGAAUCGCAGGGCGUCUCGUGAUCAUCGAUCAGUCCAAGCCACCUUCGCAUGAGCUUCUGAGAGCAGCCUGGUCCGAGUAUCUGGGGACCGCUUCUGUGUCCUAUGAUGCGAGGCCCUUGCGGGAGGCAUUGCCUGAAGUCCUCCGCGCCUGUGAGGACAGCGUGCUGGUCGUCGCCUGUCAUGCUUGUCAGCACUUGGCACGGGAGAUUGUGGACUGCUGCCUGGCUCGCAAAGCCUCCUUUGCCGUCUGUCCCUGCUGCCCGAAAGAUCCGGACGGAAGUAUUCAAGCGGCAGCAACAGCAAUGGGUGUGGACUUCAGUGCGGCCAUGAUCCUUGCAGAAAUGGGUCGAGUCGCACCCCGCUGCCGCGUUGCGCUCCGGAUGUUCGACUCUCAGAUCUCACCGCACAACCGCAUCCUCUUUGGCCGCCUCGGCCCGAGUGAUGGCGACCGCGACGAUCCGCCACGCGCUUCGGUACAGGACGGCCAGGACGUCGAGCUCGAGACUCGCGGCGGUUACCCAAACGGUGCUGAGGAAAGGCUGCGACGUGCAUAUGAAAGAGCGCAUGCUCACUCACACGGGACAGCUGCAUCCGGUACAGCGGGCCUUUGGUCGACCGAGGAGGCUUUAGCAUCGCUCCGUCGGGGCGACGACGAGCUACGCCGGAAGACGGAUGCUGUGCAUGAGCUGCUGGCGCCCCUGCGAGGCGAUGGCAGCUUGGCUGCUGCUUUGGACGCACUCGAGGUGCGAGAGUCGCCUCGUCAGCACUUCCGAGCAAGGACCAUCGUCGCAGUGGGAGCCAGCCCCGCGUCAGACGGCUCGGACGGUGCAGGUCUUUUCAGGUACGUGCCAGAUGGGAGCCGCGGCCUCACACUUGAGGCCAACAUAAGCAAGGAGACGUUGCUCACCCAGAUCUCGGCCGCACUUCCAGCUGUGGCGGACCUGCUGGGAAGUUCGGAGCGGCUGGGUGAGAUGCUUCGCGGGCUGCGCUGUGUGAAAUUUCACGGCACCCUCGGCGGAAAACCGCCUCAGCUGCUGGUUUGCUUGGUCUACGGCCCCGAAGCUGCUCCCGCGGAAGGAUUUCUCCUCGAGGAGCUGCGCCUUCGUCUGGAGGAGUCACUCUGCGCAGCGGGACACGCGACUGAGGUUGUCACAAUGGCAUCCGCAAAGGGCACAACGCGAUGCUGUCCGGAAGGCCGUGACUUUGUGGAUGAACUUCUGGAGAUUCCAGGUCGAGGGCCUCUGAGCUAUCGCCAGCCUUUCGGACAGUUCUCGAACCCGAACCCGCACAUAGCGAUUGCCACUGCCGACUGGCUUUCUGAAAUUGUCCAGCACGAACUUGGUGGCACGACGGAUUUGUUGGAGCUGUACUGUGGUGCCGGGAGUCAUACGCUGGUGCUGGCACCCCUUUUCCGGCACGUCUUGGCAGUUGAGAUUAACCGACACCUUGUUGCUGCAGCAAAGCACAACGUGACGUCGAAUGGCCUGGAGAAUGUAACCGUCAUGAGAGCGCCGUCCGAAGACUUUUGCAGGCGGGUGCUCCGUCGCCGCGGCUAUGAGCUGCGCAGUGAACAUGCUCCGCCUCUUCAGCUUCGCUUUGGAUGCACUGUCGUGGACCCCCCCAGAGCCGGUUUGGACUCGGUCACCCUGGAGGCGGUAGCAGGCUAUGACCAUGUCCUUUACGUCUCCUGCAAUCCACAAGCACUGCGAUCCAACCUCGAAGUGCUGUUGAACACCCACGAUGUUUGUCGACUGGUGUUGCUUGACCACUUUCCCUGCUCAGCGCAUGUCGAGAUGGCAGUGCACCUCAGAAAGCGAUCCAACGCAGCGGAGUCGUAA